AAGGAGCGGUGCUUAACACCAGCGCCUCCGUUCAAACAAGCUUCGGUAUUUGUUGAGAUCGUGGCAUUGUUAAGAAGAUUAGUCCCUCUGCUGAGAAGGGGGAAAUUUGGUCGGCGAAAAUGUGGGAAAAAAAUAAGUUCCGACCUUGAGAAGGUUUUAGAACUAUACUUUAUGAACUAGUGUCGUCUGGGGAUCGUCCUAGUCGGUGCCUAGUCGCCCAAGAGGGGCGCGACACAGGUGAAGCUCAGCUUCGGGCGGGGAGAGUGGACAAGAGAUCAGGGAGCUACAUCAUCUACUGCGGAAAAAUAACGAGGGCGUACAUUCCCAGGCCUGAAGCGCCGUGGUCGCAUCGUCUGUCUGGUUUUACGGUUAGGAUCACUGACACGGAUCCGCCCGACAAGCGCUCACGAUGGGCUCGAGAGAGAAGCUGGAUGCCCAGGAGGACAGCAGGCUCGCCGACAGUGAGAAAGGCAGCCCCAAGAAGAACGGCGGCACCGAGAAGAGCAGGAUGACCGCCAAGGAGAUCGAGGACCUGUACAGGGACCACCCCUUGACGGAGGACACGACCUGCGGCUUCGGCUUCAUCCGGGGACACUGGCUGCAGCGGUUCAGCAACGAGAAGUACUACGUGUGCAUGUACGGCCUGGUGGGGUCCAUGUUCGGCGCCUGCUUCUCCUACUUCAACGGCACCAUCUCGACCAUCGAGAAGAGGUUCAAGAUCCCCAGCAAAGUUUCAGGCAUGAUCAUCGUGGGCAACGACUUCUCCGCGCUGCUGGUGGGCGUGUUCCUGUCGUACUACGCCGGCAAGCAGCACCGGCCGCGCUGGAUCGCGCUGGGCAUCUACACCGUGGUGUUGUACUGCCUGCUGACGCUGACCCCGCACCUGCUGUACGGUGUCGGCGAGGAGGCCCUGGCUCUCACCGUGGAGCACGGCGGCCGCUCCGUCGCCAACCUCUCCGCCAGCUACGUCGACCCGGACCUGAAGAACGUCAUGUGCUUCGCCGACGAAGGGCCCGAGUCGCGCUGCAAGGAGGAGGGGGGAAGCCUGAACGUGCCCGCCAUCUUGUUGUUCGUCGGCAACCUGAUAUCCGGCGUCGGCGGCGGGCUGUACCACACCAUCGGCAUGUCCUACAUGGACGACAACAUCGAGAAGCACAAGAUACCCUUCCUCAUCAGUUUGUCGCACUUCGUGAGGCUGCUGGGUCCUGCCGUCGGCUACUCGCUGGCCUCGCUCAGCCUGGAGAUGUACAUCGCUCCGGAUCUCACCCCCACCAUCAAGCCAAACGACCCCCGGUGGACAGGAGCUUGGUGGAUGGGCUGGAUCCUGCUGUCCUUCGUGCUGUUCGUGACGGGCUCCAUGAUCGGGCUGUUCCCCAAGACGCUGCCCGACGCCGCCGUGCGCAAGAUGAUCGCCGACGAGAAGGCGCGCCGCGCCGGCGAGAAGGUGCCCGAGGAGACCAAGCCGUCCGUCUCGGACAUGCUGGCGGGCUUCUGGCGGCUGCUCAAGAACAAAGCCUACAUGGCCAUACAGGUGUCCCACAUAUUCUACCUUUUCGGCUACAUGCCGUACUGGGUCUUCAUGGCCAAGUACAUUGAGGUCCAGUACCGCAUCUCUGCUUCCAUUUCGAGUCUCAUCACUGGCACGGUGGGGCUGGUGUUCUCCGCGCUGGGGAUCCUGGUGUCCGGGAUAGUGAUCACCAAGUUCCGGCCCAAGGCGCGCUCGCUGGCGCUGUGGAACAUCACCGUGGUGUUCAUCAGCGUGUUCGGCAUCGCCAGCUACGCCUUCAUCGGCUGCACCAACAACGACACGUACGGAGUCGUCGACGACCAGGGCCUGCUGCAGCUGGACCUGACCUGCAACGCCAACUGCAGCUGCGACCAGGUGCGGUACACCCCUGUGUGCUCGCAGUACGGCGACCGCUCCUACAUAUCGCCCUGCCACGCCGGCUGCUCGGGCGAGAAGACCACCGUCAACGGGACUGUGAUGUACACCGACUGCUCGUGCAUCGCGCCCAACUCCAGCCUCCCCAAGGACAUGGACCCGGCGGGCGGCUACGUCACGGACGGGGCCUGCCCCUCCGACUGCAUGAGGAAGUUCCUGAUCUUCGUGAGCAUCGUGUGCCUUCUCAAGUUCACGGGCGCCACCAGCAGGUCCUCCAACUUCCUGGUGUCCAUCAGAUGUGUCGAGGAGCGCGACAAGACGGUGUCGAUGGGUCUGGGCAUGGCGCUUCUGUCGGUAUUCACGUUCCUGCCGUCGCCCAUAUUCUUCGGAUACAUCCUAGACAAGACGUGCAUGGUGUGGGGAAUGUCCUGCGCGGGAACCAGGGGCAACUGCUGGCUCUACAGCGGCGAGGCCAUGAGGACUGCACUCAACUUCACCGCGGCAGCUUUCAUUGCCGUCGGAGCCAUCUUCGACAUCUCCGUGUGGUACUACGUGAAGGACGUGAAGAUCUUCGAUGAAGAAAUCGAACUGAAAGACAUCGUGGAAGGGGAAGAAAAUGUCGAGGAGCAACUGAUAACAGAGAAAGGAAUGGAGUGAUGACUCGACCCUUUGACAGUCGUUAAAAAAUUUAAAAAAAAACCCAACAAAAAUAACUAUUUUUAUACGUUCUUUAUUUGUUAUUUAUGGUGUCGCCAUCGUGUUCUGUUAAAAGAAUAUGAUUCUUAGCCUGUACAUAUGUUAAUAAAAUUGGCUGUAAAUAUAAUGAAACCGAGAGGUUUCAUUGAAGCAAUAAAUAGUUUUAAAGUGUUCCAAAAUA
This is a messenger RNA of Bacillus rossius redtenbacheri, 2759 nucleotides long. Its product is annotated as solute carrier organic anion transporter family member 74D-like. Gene Ontology annotation, molecular function: protein binding. The coding region runs from base 410 to 2539 and encodes 709 amino acids. Gene Ontology annotation, cellular component: plasma membrane. The transcript is spliced from 12 exons. NCBI's taxonomy places the organism in Eukaryota, Metazoa, Arthropoda, Insecta, Phasmatodea, Bacillidae. Gene Ontology annotation, biological process: transmembrane transport; sodium-independent organic anion transport. The record is from RefSeq and is a predicted model, not a curated record.